Molecule: messenger RNA, 746 nt
Organism: Nasonia vitripennis (jewel wasp)
Lineage: Eukaryota; Metazoa; Arthropoda; Insecta; Hymenoptera; Pteromalidae
Gene: Tom20
Product: translocase of outer mitochondrial membrane 20 homolog
Exons: 5
Coding region: 212-643 (143 amino acids)
Biological process (GO): tRNA import into mitochondrion; protein import into mitochondrial matrix; protein targeting
Cellular component (GO): mitochondrial outer membrane translocase complex; mitochondrial outer membrane
Molecular function (GO): transmembrane protein transporter activity
Source: RefSeq, a predicted model, not a curated record
UAUUUUCGUUAUUAUUAGUUCCGUUCAUUCAGGUUUACUGGUCUUUCUGAGUCUGUAUUUUAAAUGAAAAACUUUUUAUGCGUUUUUUAUAAACUUGAUUAACGAUUAAUGAUUUAUAAUAUAUAUAUAUAUAUAUAUAUAUACUUUACAUAUAUAUUAAUAUAUUCAUUAUAAUAAUAAUUUAUGUUAAACUAUUAAAGUGAAGUAAAUCAUGAUUUCCAAAACUGCAGUUAGUCUUGCCGUAGGUGUUGCAGGAAUAUUUGUUGGCUAUUGUUUUUACUUUGAUCAGAAACGGCGAAAUGAUCCUGAUUUUAAAAAGAAAUUGCGUGAACGUCGCAAAGCCAGAAAAGAAGCACGAAAAGUUGGGUCUCGAGUUCCUAACUUAAAAGAUCAUGAUGUCGUACAAAAAUUUUUCAUUCAAGAGGUUGAAAUGGGCGAAGAGCUUCUAGCUCAAGGAGAUUUAGACGGUGGAACUGAACACUUAGCUAAUGCCGUUGCUGUCUGCGGACAACCCCAUCAAUUGCUACAGGUUUUACAGAAUUCCCUACCACCUCAAGUAUUUCAUCUUUUGUUACAACGAUUACCUUCUACGGGACAGAAAUUAAAUUUACAAGCUUCAAUGGCAGAAGAAGACGUUGAAUAAUGACACUACUAACCAAAAUUAUUUCAUAUCAAUAUAUUCCGAAGUUGUUUGUUGUAAAUUGAAUCUUUUUUGUACAAUAAAAGUUCUCUGUAAAAAAAAUUAA